Molecule: messenger RNA, 5285 nt
Organism: Octodon degus (degu)
Lineage: Eukaryota; Metazoa; Chordata; Mammalia; Rodentia; Octodontidae
Gene: Mfap3
Product: microfibril associated protein 3
Exons: 5
Coding region: 1478-2536 (352 amino acids)
Source: RefSeq, a predicted model, not a curated record
CGAUCUCAUAAGAUUUCACAAUAUCCUAAGUGACUAUGUACUAUAAUUUUCCCACUUUAAAGAUGAGCAGACUGAAGCACAAGGAAUUAAGUUUAUAUAGUUACAGGGUAAUUAAGGGUCAGAGCACCAGAAAUCAAACCCAGGAAGCCCGUCUCCACAGCCUGUACUAUAAACGUACGUGCUGCUGGGGCUUUCUUAGAAACUUGUUAGACUUUUACAUGGUAACCUAAAUCAGCAUGGACUGUCUGAUUAGUUCUUUCUCACUGGAGAUGUUCCAUCCGGAAUGCCAGUAGCCAGGACUGUUGUAAAGGAAGGGAGACUGUGUAUUGGCAGCCCCUGGAUGGUAGCACGUAACUGCCCACAGUUACCUGGAAAACUAAUUAGAAGCCCUAAAUUCUAAAGACAGGCCCAGAAGUUUUCAGUAGGUCUUGGGUGGAACUCAAUAUAUUUUUAAAAAGCUUUCUAGGUAAUAGUGAUAUUACCCAGCCUGGUUUGGAAACUGGAUUUGGUGAACUUUCAUUCCUAAUAUUAUCUUCUAGGACAAGAUGAUAAAUGAAGACUUUAGGGGUUGACAGUUUGAAGAAUAUCUUUAGUGGGUACCUAUUAGGUCUUUGGAAAUUGUUAACAUUGUUUUUUGUCUAGAAAAUAAAAUAGAUACUAGUAAACAUAUCACUCUGAAUAAUGGUGAUACUUCAUGGCUAUUCAGUUAAUAUAGAUAUAAUGGUAUCUAUUAUAUCAAAUUUAAACUCUCUUCAUCAAUAAAUAUUUAUUAAGUGUGUACUAUUUACGUAGUAAUCAAAAACAUAGUCUCUGGUUAAAGGACUCAUAGGUCAGAUGAGCAGAUUGGUGACCACUGAAGAGCAGCUCAUGCCAGAGCCAGUGAGUAACAUGCACAGUAUAUGCUUGGGCUCAGGGAGAAGCCUUGGACACCCGGGCAUGUGCAGAAGGAGGCAUGCUUAGAAAGGAGGCUGCAUGGAAGGAGGUACAUUAGGAAGAGGUUCCUGCAGCAGGAAUGCUGCCGGUGCUCUGUGUGAGAUACACUUGCCCAGGACCCCUCUCUUGGAGGCUGUUUAUCUCCUCAGGGCUCCUGCCUCUCAGAGCAAGGACAACGAAGCCACUACCUCUUCUUCCAGUAUCUCCAACACCCAGCCUGUUCCAUCCAGCAUCAGGAAUCAAGUCCAGCAAUCUCUGGCCACCUGAGGGUGGUUAAUGUGACCGACUUGUCACUGCUACAACUUGUAGAUGAGAAAGCAGAAGCCCGGAGAGAUCGCUUCCUGCCAAGGUCAUGCAGCUAGUUAGCAGCAAGGUUGUUCUCCACUCACAUCUUUUUAAUUGUAAGGACUUCAAAUUACACUUGGAUCUACCUACUGCUCUUGUAGAAAACUUCACCAAGCAGUAAAUCACCCCCUGUUCUCUCGUCGUAGUGGAGCAGCUUUUGAGUUUUCCAAGGCUAAGCAAGAUUUUUUUGCCUUAUCCCAUGAAGCCAUAUUGUUGCUUCUGCACUCUAAUGGUCAUUGUUACAGUGCCAGCUGCUUUUGUUUUGGAAGAUGUGGAUUUCACCCAAGUUCCCCCACUGGGAACACAUCAAGGUUCUUCCAAGCUGUCGGCAGCUUCCCACUCAGGCAGUGAUGUCAUCAUAGCCAAGGAGGGAACUAGCGUCUCACUUGAAUGUCUUCUCACAGUUGCUCACUAUGAAGAUGUCCAUUGGAACAACUCUAAAGGGCAGCACCUGGAUGGCAGAGGUGGAAAAUGGUUGGUUUCUGAUAACUUCCUGAAUAUCACCAAUGUAGCCUUUGAUGACCGUGGGCUCUAUACGUGUUUUGUCAUGUCUCCAAUUAACGCCUCCUACUCGGUUACUCUACGCGUUAUUUUCACCUCAGGAGACAUGAGUGUCUACUACAUGAUUGUUUGCCUGAUUGCCUUUACCAUCACUCUCAUCCUGAAUGUUACACGGUUGUGUAUGAUGAGCAGCCAUCUUCGCAAGACAGAGAAGGCUAUCAAUGAGUUCUUCAGAACUGAAGGGGCUGAGAAACUUCAGAAGGCCUUUGAGAUUGCAAAACGCAUCCCCAUCAUCACCUCAGCCAAGACUCUGGAGCUUGCUAAAGUCACUCAAUUUAAGACCAUGGAGUUUGCUCGCUACAUUGAAGAACUGGCAAGAAGUGUUCCUCUUCCACCCCUUAUUCUAAACUGUCGGGCCUUUGUGGAGGAGAUGUUUGAGGCUGUGCGAGUGAACGACCCUGAUGACAUGGGUGAAAGAAUUAAAGACAGACCUGCCUUGGAUGCUCAAGGUGGCAUCUACGUCAUCCACCCAGAGAUGGGGCGGAGUAGUUCACCAGGAGGAGAUUCAGAUGAUGGGUCUCUCAAUGAACAAGGCCAAGAGAUAGCAGUUCAGGUUUCUGUCCACCUUCAGUCAGAGACCAAAAGUAUUGAUACAGAUUCUCAAGAUAGCAGUCACUUCAGCCCACUUGAUGAUACAGGAUCUGCGGGAUCCAGCUCUAACUGCAAAGAUGGAGUUUGUGAAAACUGCCAGCUCUGAGCUGUCCUGGCCCCUGCAAAAACAGUUCUCAGGAAAAAGAACAUGUUUUGUGGAGGUGAGAACAUUUUUACCAAAAGAUGACUGGAGAUUUUCCCUUUGAUGUUAAGCACAUUGGAACAUGAGUUGCCAAACUCUGUGAAAAUGCAGCCAUUUCUCCAUUAGUUGCCAGUCCUUUUCCUUAAAGUUAACUACAUGACACAUGUUAAGAUGUAAAGGAGCCUAAGAGAUAAACAUGAUGAGGAAAAUAUUGUACUAAGAGUUCUGUGGCUUCUCUUCUGGUCACAGUUCUUCCAAUGAUCAAAUGUGAUGCUUAUUUGGAAGCCUUAGUUUUCCCAUCAGUAAAAUAAGAGAUUUGCCUUUGAUGAAAUCUAAAGUUUCUAAUCCUAUAACUUCCUAUCUGGUACCCUUACACCAUGAAAAUCUGUAGCAUAUCUCUAGCUAAACCUUGCCCUAGACACAUAGUCUCUUCUUUUUGGAAAAGACCAACUGAGACUUUAUCCUGUGGUCUGGAUUCCUAUACCAGUGCUAUAGUCCCUAGAAGUAUGAAUUCUUUUCAGAUGUCCCUUCAUGUGGAUUGUACAGUUGUAUGUGCUAGAUUGAACCUUCUCAGUGUAGCACACAAUUACUGUGUUGUUACACAGAUGUCAGGGCACUGACUUCUCAUUAGUAAACUGCUUUCCAAGAGUAAAUUGAUCCUUCUUGGAAGACUCAGUUCACAGAAGCUAGUAGUCGUUUCCCAACUGACCUCCAAAAGUAAACAGUCUGUUCCUAAGGAGUAGUAUCUUCAAGGCUUCUAGAAUAAGAGCAACGUCAAAUUGUCUGUCUCUGGUAAAUGAUGGAUGUUGCUAUUUCUGUUAAGAAUUUCUCAGGCUCCCUCUUUUUAAAAGUAUUAGACUCUACAAGUGGAAUAUGUGUCUCAGAUCUCAUUCUAGGAUAAAACUAAGAACUGUGUAUUCCACUUUAGACAUUGGUCAAUAUCCUUUCACUCUGAUCUUAAAUAUGGUGCUAAAGGUUGCAUGUCUCUUUAUCUUGCUUGUUUUGGUAUUUUAUUUGUUAUGUUUUUAUUUGUGGGUACUUCAGAUGUGUAGUUUUGAGUUAGGGCUGCUUUUGUGUCCUGAGAAAUAACUAUGUGAAAUAAGAUUAGAUGAUUGUGUUUGGUAUGUUACUGCGUUAAAAUAUACACAGAGACACUCUACACCUAAAAUGGGAGGAAAAUGAUGGAUGAUGCCACCUGGUUUGACUGUGUAUAAUAAACACUUAGGAUGCCAUUUCUUGCCUGGCUAAGAUCUGAUAUAAUGGUAUUGUAAAUACUCUUCAGAAUAAUUUCUUCAGCUACAGGAAGCUUGGUGCCAUAUAAUUUUAAGAACUUGGCAGUGGAACUGCAUUUGAUGCUUCACGUUGCUUCAUUUGGCUUCUGGUUAUUGAGGCAUUACUUGAACUAGAGGAUCCUGAGGGAAAUGUUCAGAGAAGGUUUUAUCAGGAUUUUAAUUUAAGGUUUCAAACAGAAAAAGAUAGGAAAUUCAAAGUGACUAGUAGAACCCAUGUCUCCCUCUGUCCAGGCUUAUCAGAAGUAAUACGUCUGUUCUAGACAGUAUGAAUGAAUCAAUAUGCAGCUUUUUCAGAUGGCUUCAUGGAUAAAGAUGAUAAUGCUGCCUUUUCUGUCUCUCAGGCUGUUUCUAUGGAAACCUCCAGGGCCAAACAAAAGCUACCAAUCAUUUAGCCAAAGCUUGCCUUGGCUUAUAGACAUGUAUUUCUUCAAGGAAAAUUGUUUUCAUACAUUUGGCUAUGAGAGCAAGGGCUCUUGAACAUAUCCUAGGUUAUAGAAUAUUUUCUUUUGCAGCAGUGUUUCAAUGGAAAAAUUUAAAAAUUUCAAAUCCCUUGUGAGGGAUUGGUCUCCUGAAUAUCUUUCAGGUCCUCAGAUAGAACUCCAGUCCUGUCCUCACAGAGUAGGCUUAGAAUCAUUUCUUGGAAUGUAAUGUGCUAUAUUAAAGAUCAUCGUUUUACCCAACAUGUUCUCAAAAGGGAUGUUAGUGUUUAGAAAUCUUAGGUAGACUUAAAGAUCAAAGUCCUAAGAAACAGAACUUUGGAAAAACGUAGAAGUACUGAAAAAAAAAAAAUUAUAAGCACAUAUAAUAUGAUUAAAAUAGAGGCUGGCAGUGUAUCCUAGAUAAAUUAUUUUAGAAACCUAAUGGUGACCUAAUUGGUAGCCAGAGUAACUGGUUUAAUUUGAAUCUUCCUGGUUAUGGUGCUAUAAAGUAGGACAAAAUUUAAUAGUUGUUGGCAGGUGAGAUGACCUGUGCCUAUAAGCACUCAUAUAAUUCCAGUACUUGGGAGGCUGAGACAGGAAGAUGAGUUCAAGGCCAGCCGGGGCUGUCUAGUAAGUGAGACCCUGUGUCAAAAAAUAAACAAAAAAUUAAUAGUUGGCACCACUUUGUAAAGAUAGUUUUCAAGAUGCAUAAAACCACACAUUAGUGUUUUUAUAUCUAAUAAAAUCUCUAUAAUUAGUGGUCUCAUCUUUUUAUAUAAAUUGCUUAACCUUUGGUACUUCAGCUACAGUCUGAAAGUCUUGACAAUAAGUGGUAUAAUUAUCUUUUUGUCUCUCCAGAUUCUAGUUGGUAAAAAAAAAAAGCCUUCAUCUAACAAAAUGUACUUAAAAUCCUAUUGUCAUUUCAUUUGUAAAUUUUGUACUGUCAUUUAAUGAACCUUAUUGUCCUUUUGAAAUGUAGUGAAAUAAAUUUCCAAAAAUUGA